AUGCGUGUCAUUUCAAUGCAGAGUGAUGGAAGCAUCGUUGGAGUCUUUGCCCGAUGGGUGAAAGCUGUUGAAGCUGUAGAGGCUAGUAUUAAGGCGAAUAGAUAUAUCUUCAUGCACAACGAGCAUCUUAUUUUUUUCGGUACGUGCCCAUCGAACUUGGGUACAGGAUUGCUGUGCACACCUCAUGGCCUGCAGCCAAGAGGAUCUGCUGGUGAACACUCGGCUGCUGUUGGUGGCAUGUGA
Messenger RNA from Plasmopara halstedii, 243 nucleotides. RefSeq names its product creatine kinase b. Gene Ontology annotation, biological process: phosphocreatine biosynthetic process. The transcript is spliced from 2 exons. NCBI's taxonomy places the organism in Eukaryota, Oomycota, Peronosporomycetes, Peronosporales, Peronosporaceae. The coding region runs from base 1 to 243 and encodes 80 amino acids. Gene Ontology annotation, molecular function: creatine kinase activity. The record is from RefSeq and is a predicted model, not a curated record.